Morone saxatilis (striped sea-bass) is the source of this 3189-nucleotide messenger RNA. RefSeq names its product WD repeat and HMG-box DNA binding protein 1 (gene wdhd1). The record is from RefSeq and is a predicted model, not a curated record. Bases 1 to 3189 code for a protein of 1062 amino acids. Gene Ontology annotation, cellular component: nuclear replication fork. NCBI's taxonomy places the organism in Eukaryota, Metazoa, Chordata, Actinopteri, Moronidae. The transcript has 24 exons. Gene Ontology annotation, biological process: DNA repair; DNA-templated DNA replication; mitotic cell cycle. Gene Ontology annotation, molecular function: protein binding; chromatin binding.
AUGGCCUUUGUGAGAGGAGCCGAUGCGUACGGCCACUCGAGACACACCGAGGUCUUUCUGUUCAUUGUAACAUGUGGAAACGAUGGAGAUGUUCGGAUAUGGGAGAGUCUGGAUGACGAUGAUCCAAAGUUCAUCACGGUCGGGGAAAAGGCUUAUUCCCUCGCACUCAAGAAAGGCAAGUUGGUGACGGCAAGCUCCAACAACACGGUGCAGAUCCACACGUUUCCUGACGGCGAUCCAGAUGGCAUCCUGACUCGGUUCACUACCCACGCCACACACGUCACCUUCAACAGCAGCGGCUCGAGAGUGGCUGCAGGAUCCAGCGACUUCAUGGUUAAGGUGGUGGAGGUGUCGGACAGCAGCCAGCAGAAAACGCUCCGGGGCCACGAAGCACCUGUCCUCAGUGUCACCUUUGACCCUAAAGAUGACUUCCUGGCGUCUGCCAGCUGCGAUGGCUCCGUCGUGGUGUGGAAUAUUGAGGAGCAGACUCAGGUGAUCAGCUGGCCUCUGCUGCAGAAGACCAACGACUUCAGUAAUGCAAAGUCUCUGUGUCGGCUCGCCUGGCAGCCCGGGACGGCGAAGUUUUUAGCAGUUCCUGUUGAGACAAAGGUGCACCUGUAUGAGCGAGGGUCCUGGGAUCACGCGAGCACUCUGUCCGAUGAUCUGCUGACACAGCCCAUCAACGUGGUGGCCUGGUCUCCGUGUGGGCAGUUCCUGGCAGCUGGCAGUGUGGGGGGUUCACUGAACGUGUGGGACGUGAACAGCAAGCUGUGUGUGGAAAGACAGAAGCAUGAAAAGGGCUUCACAGUGUGCAGUUUGGCCUGGCACCCGUCAGGCAGGCAUAUCGCCUACACGGACACGGAGGGCUGCCUGGGCCUGCUGGACGGACUCAGCACCUCCACAUCCACCACAAACACCACCAAGCAGGCACCAGAAAAAAAGCCAGCAAAAGACUACGACGCCCUGUUUGAUGACGAUGAUGAUGAUAGAGUCAUGGAUGAAGGACUGAGCGACACCAAUUCGCCCGUUAAGAAACCCGUCGCUGGGGACGACGACGAUGACGAUGAUUUCCUCAUGCCUGCAACGGGGCGGGUGAGGAACAGAGGGGCGAUCCUGGAUGACGAGAACUCUCUGGACACCGGGUCGCUGCGGCUCGGUCAGGACAAAUUCGGGGACGAUGACGACGACGCGGGUAGCGCCGUAAUGCCUGCAGCCGCCCCGCUGGUUCCUCUGCGUCCCGUUUACGAGGGACCUCUACCGUCUGCUCCCCAGAAAGCCUUCCAGCCCGGCUCCACCCCGGCACACCUCACACACCGCUUUAUGAUGUGGAACUCGGUGGGAAUAGUGCGAGGCUACAAUGACGAGCAGGACAACGCCAUCGACGUGGAGUUUCACGACACGGCCGUGCACCACGCCAUGCACCUCACCAACUCGCUGGGUCACACCAUGGCUGAUCUUUCCCAGGAGGCCGUGCUGCUGGCCUGCCCCAGCACGGACGAGCUCGCCAGUAAGCUUCAGUGCCUCCACUUCUCGUCCUGGGACACCAAUAAGGAGUGGAUGGUGGACCUGCCGAAGGGCGAGGACGCCAGGGCGCUGUGUCUGGGUCAGGGCUGGGUGGCGGUCGCCACCAGCACGCUGACGCUCAGACUGUUUUCCAUUGGUGGACUCCAGAGGGAAAUCUUCAGCCUACCGGGGCCCGUGGUCUGCAUGGUCGGACACGGAGAGCAGCUGCUGAUCAUCUAUCAUCGGGCUACAGGUUUUGAUGGGGAACAGGCUCUGGGAGUCCAGCUGCUGCAGUUCGGUCGAAGGAAGAGGCAGCUCAUCAACGGCGAACCCCUCCCUCUGUCUCUCAAAUCCUACCUGUCCUGGCUCGGAUUCACUGCAGAGGGCACCCCAUGUUAUGUGGAUUCGGAGGGCGUAGUCCGGAUGCUGAACCGCUCCCUGGGAAACACAUGGACACCAGUGUGUAACACCAGAGAGACGUGCAAAAGCAAAUCGGAUCACUACUGGGUGGUCGGUGUACAUGAGAACCCUCAGCAGCUCAGGUGUAUUCCAUGUAAAGGCUCCAGAUACCCUCCCACCCUGCCCAGACCUGCUGUGGCCAUCCUGCCCUUCAAGCUGCCCCUAUGUCAGACCACCACAGAGAAAGGACAGAUGGAGGAGCAGUUAUGGCGUUCAGUCCUCUUCCACAACCACUACAGCUUCCUGUCCUCCAGCGGCUACGAGAUAGACGAGGAAGGACAGAGUCGGUCCCAGAAGGAGCAGCAGGAGCUGCUCAUGAAGAUGUUUGCAUUGUCCUGUAAGCUGGAGAGAGAGUUUCGCUGUGUGGAGCUGGCAGAGCUAAUGACUCAGAACGUGGUGACUCUGGCCAUUCGAUACGCGUCCCGAUCCAGACGCCUGGCCCUCGCCCAGCGGCUCAGUGAGAUCGCCCUGGAGAAAGCCAACCAGGUCCAGGAAGAAGAACCAGAGGAACCGGAAGAGGAGCCAGAAUACUCCAGACGGACCUCUGGGUACGGUCAGAGUGAGGUCACAGGAGGACGCUGCAGCAACAGACGUUAUCAGGAGGAGGAGGAGCAGGAGCAAGUGGAAGAGCUCGGGGAGGAAGAUGAUGGGCAGGAGAUGGACACAGAGGAGGCAGCAGAAACCAGAAAACGAGGGAAUCCGUUUGCUAAAGAAGCAGGUUCACCUGUGAAGCCGUCUCUCACACCAAUUGGCAGAGUUGCACGUGCAAAUCCUUUCAAGGUGCUCGGCACAGGAAAACCCUCGGCGCCGUCCGGUCAGCCUCGAGUGACAAACAUCCUGGACAACAUGACGUCCAGCAAGAAGUCUGCACCACUCAGAUCAGCAGGAAAACCAAACAAAGACCCUGUCCUCAAACCGCUGGCCCCCAGAACCAAGACAAAGACUCAGUCCACUCUGCUGCAGAUGACUGGCACUAAGGCGUCCAGUAAGAAGACUCAAGCGAACACGGAGCCGGCUGCAGAGCAGCAGAAACAACCUGACAUGCCGCCUCCAGCCUCACCUGCAGAUAACACCGAAAAUAAGAGGCCGAAGACAGGAUUCCAGCUCUGGCUGGAGGAGAACAGGAAGACUAUUAUAGCUGAUCACCCAGACCUGGAGGAGACCGACGUCAUCAAAGAGGCCAUGGGUCGCUUCAGGACGCUGUCGGCAGAGGAUAGACUGGUAUGA